UUUGAAAAAUGUCCCUAACUUCAACUUUAUUAAAAAAUUAUUUUUCUCGCAAUUUAUUCAAAAUUCAAUCAAGACAAUUAAAUUUACAAGAAUAUCAAAGCAAAGAAUUGCUACGUUCAAAUGGCUGUGUUGUUCAAAAUUUCUUUGUUUGUGAAAAAGAAGAGAAGGAUUUGGAUAAACUUUUUGAUAAAUAUGAUUACAAGGAAUAUGUAGUUAAAGCUCAAAUCCUCGCUGGAGGCCGUGGUAAAGGUCGCUUUAUUAACAGUCAAUUUAAACAAAGUGGUGUGUUUAUUACUACAAGCCAAGAACAAGCAAAAUUUUCAACACUUGAUAUGUUAGGAAGAAGAUUGGUAACAAAUCAAACUGGAUCAGAUGGUGUUUUAGUUAAUCAAGUUAUGAUAGCUGAAUCAGUCCCUAUUAAACGUGAAGCUUACCUUUCUAUUCUUAUGGAUCCGUCUACUAGUGGACCGGUAGUUGUUGCCUGUCAUAUGGGAGGAGUGGAUAUUGAAAAAGUGGCAGAAAGAAAUCCUGAAUUAAUAUUAAAGCUACCAAUAUGUAUAAAUAAGGGAAUAACUAAAGAACAAUGUGAACAAGUCGCAGAAUGGUUAUGCUUUGAUAAUGAAGCUGUUCCGUAUAACUAUCUAAUAAAACUUCUCUCAUACCUAUUUCUAACUUAUUUUUCUUUUUUAAAUUUAUUUUUCAUUUAUAUUUUGCUUUUCUCCUAA
Molecule: messenger RNA, 725 nt
Organism: Meloidogyne enterolobii
Lineage: Eukaryota; Metazoa; Nematoda; Chromadorea; Rhabditida; Meloidogynidae
Source: the annotation of a GenBank genome assembly